AUGAAUGUAUCGUUUUCCAGAGUAUAUGGGUGCAUCGCCACUUUGACCGUCGCUCUCGUGCACGUUGCCCUUGGCCAGCUCACGUCGACUGACUAUGCCGAGUACAACGCCGGCAAGUUAGGACACCGGCCGUUCCAGCAGUUCCACUCCAUCGACCAGUUUGCUCCAGUGCUGCAGGUGACUACAUGGAACAAGGCGGCGGUGUCGCAGACCGGAUCGCACAUCUUCAUGCGCCAUGAUGGCCACGAUGGAUCACAGCUCUCGUCGCCGCUCAUCAUCGACGCCCACGAUUUAAGCACCGUGUUUGUCAACCGCAGCUUCGCAAACGUCUUUGGGACGCGCAUCCAGCAGAACUUUGGCCGGAAUUACCUUACCUUUUGGGAGGGGCAGAACAAUGGCGGCUUUGGCAAUGGGUUUGGGCUUGCCUACGACGACAGCUACCGCCUAGCCUACAAUAUCACGGCCGACAACCCGAACAAUAUGGACCUGCACGAGUUUGCCUUUACCGGCGACGGGUCUGCACUGGUGACCACGGUCGAGUGGCUACCGGCCGAGUCGCUGAGCUGGCCGGUCCUAAGCCGCCUAGAAGAUGCCAGCAUCCGCGACUCGCGCUUCCAGGAGAUCGAGCUCGAGACGAACAAGGUGCUGUUCGACUGGCGGGCCUCGGACCACAUCGACCCGGCAGAGUCUAUGGAGCGGCAGACCCGACUCUGGGACCCAUACCACCUGAACAGCAUCCAAAAGACGAAAGCAGGCAACUAUUUGCUGUCGAUGCGCCAUUUGUAUUCGCUCCUUCUAAUCGACGGGCGGACGGGUGAGAUCAUAUGGAAGCUGGGUGGCCGAAAGAACGUUUUCAGCGAGCUGCCGCCGCCCAAAGGCAUCAGCCUCAGCCGGCCUCUGCUAAACCACAUGCGCUGGCAGCACCACGCGCACUAUGUGGCCGGGACCAACGAGACACAGAUGACCAUAUUCGACAACUACCACUCGAAGCGGAGUAGCCGCGGAACCUGCGUCGAGGACUGCUCGCGCGGACUGCACAUUACCAUUAACGAGACCGCCUCGCCGCCGACGGUGCAGCUGCUGAGCGAGUACCUUCAUCCAGCGCGCAUCCAGUCCCUGAGCCAGGGCAGCGUCCAGGUGAUCGAUCCCGUGUCCGGGCCUGGCCACGACAUUGGCAACGUCUUCGUUGGCUGGGGCCAUUGCCCCAGCUUCACGGAGCACACGGCCUCGGGCGACAUCGUGCUUGACGUGCAGUUCUCGCCGUGGCACACGAGCAAGAUCCAAGACGCGCUCAGCAACUACCGCGCCUACAAGAUGGACUGGACGGCCACGCCGUACUGGGAUCCGGCCAUGGCUAUCAAGCGGGACGAGCACGGCCAGCUGGCCGCAUAUGUCAGCUGGAAUGGAGCGACCGAAGUGAAGGAGUGGCUGAUCCGCGUCGCCCAUACGAACACCACCGCCACCACCAGGAUAGGCACUGGGGAUCUGCUUGUGAGAUCACCGCGAACCGGCUUUGAGACGGCCAUGAUGCUGGUUGCCACCAAUCGGCGGUAUGCCUGGGCGGAAGCUCUAGACAAGGAUGGCAACGUGCUGCGGGCAUCCAAUGUGGUGGGCUUGCAGUCAGCCGGGGCAGAUACAACUCUGAUAGUGCUGGGUGUUGGAGCUGCGGCAGUUGUCGUGCUGACGGGAGGGGUGGGUGCUUAUAUGUGGCGGCGGCGUACAGGCUACACUCGCUUGCAAGGCGACAAUAUUGAGCUCGACACGGAGGUGAAGACUGCUGACACGACUGUCGGCGAGGAUUAUGAUCAUGGGUUUGAGGAAGCAUCUCUACGAGGCUAA
Grosmannia clavigera kw1407 is the source of this 1839-nucleotide messenger RNA. RefSeq lists its product as uncharacterized. NCBI's taxonomy places the organism in Eukaryota, Fungi, Ascomycota, Sordariomycetes, Ophiostomatales, Ophiostomataceae. The transcript is spliced from 2 exons. Bases 1 to 1839 code for a protein of 612 amino acids. The record is from RefSeq and is a predicted model, not a curated record.